UUGAGCGACGGAUCCGCUCUUGUUUUAUGAUAAUAAGUGCUUCAGUUUGUAAUUCAUUUGCGGUUUUUGUUAUUAUUUUUGAAGUGUCACGUUGGGCAAGCUGCAUGAGCAUCUGUCGCCUCGAAAUGGCAAAACAUGGUGCUAUGCGGUUGUUUUAAUCUUGAACUAAUCCUGAAUAGUCGAACAAAGUCCGGUUUAGAGAGUUCUUCAAAAGUGAAUGGAAAUAUAGGGGACUCGGUUACAGGAGCAAGUCUGAGGAUCAUGAAAGGAUAUUAGCGGUUUUUUAAAAGCUGAAAGAGUGUGAUUCUGCACAAAUAUUAAAAGGAAGGGGAGAAGAUCCAUAUGCAUCUUAUUAUCCAUCGCUACAGGUCGUUAUUCAGCAGAACAGCUCAUAUCCAUCCAUCCAGGUCGACCUUCUGAAACAUGAGGAACAUAAAGAGAUCCUUUCUUGCCUUGCACAAUCUGCUGCAGGCAUCAAGAUGUCCAUGUGCUCUUUCAUCAUCGGCACUUAGGCGAUUCUCUGCAUGUGCCUCGAGUCCAAAAGUGUGUAUUGUGGGAGGAGGUCCUGCAGGCUUUUACACCGCACAACAUCUCCUCAAGGCCAGGAGUGACAUGGUUGUAGAUAUCUAUGAGCGCCUGCCUGUCCCAUUUGGCCUGGUUCGAUUUGGUGUGGCUCCGGAUCACCCUGAGGUUAAGAACGUCAUUAACACGUUCACGCAGACGGCCCAGCACGAACGCUGCUCCUUCUAUGGCAAUGUCAGCAUAGGUACGGAUGUCAGUGUGGAGGAGCUAAAGAAAGCCUAUCACGCCGUUGUGCUUAGUUAUGGGGCUGAAGGAAAUCGCUCGAUGGGAGUGCGUGGGGAAAAUCUAGCCGGUGUGUUCUCAGCCAGAGACUUUGUAGGAUGGUACAACGGAGUCCCCCGCAACAACGAGCUGCAGCCUGAUCUCAACUGUGACACAGCUGUGGUUUUGGGACAGGGAAACGUGGCACUGGAUGUAGCCAGAAUCCUCUUGUCUCCCCUGGACUUUCUAAAGAAGACGGACAUUACCCAGCAGGCCCUGGAGUCUCUCCAAGCCAGUCAAGUGCGCAGGGUUCUGAUUGUGGGACGAAGAGGUCCUCUGCAAAUCGCAUGUACCAUUAAAGAGGUAAGAGAAAUGAUUAACCUGCCUGAGACUGAAGCCGACAUGCUCCCAGGUGACUUUGAGGGCAUCACUGAGGCUCUGAAAGAUCUCCCCAGGCCGAGGAAGAGGCUGACGGAGCUAAUACUGAAGACGGUGAAAGGGGACGAAGGAAGACGGAAAGCAAAUAAACAGUGGGGUUUUCGUUUCCUGCGCAGUCCUGUGGAAGUGCUUCCGGAUGCUGAUGGGACGAAAGUAGCAGGGAUUCGCUUGGCAGUGAACAAACUUGAGGGUUUAGGGGAGGACGCUCGGGCUCUUCCCACAGGACAGACCCAGGAUCUCGAGUGCGGUCUACUCAUCAGUAGUAUUGGUUAUAAGAGCCUACCUAUUGACCCCUCCGUGCCCUUUGACCCUCGCACUUCUACAGUGCCAAACGACAAUGGCAGAGUGAUGCAUACAGCAGGGCUGUACUGUAGUGGCUGGGUAAAGCGUGGGCCGACUGGUGUGAUUGCAACAACUAUGAAUGACAGCUUUGAAACAGCACGAAUUCUCCUGAAAGAUGUGGACUCAGGAGCACUCGACCUGUCCGUCAACAAAGCCGGUGCUCAGGAGAUUACAGUCUUACUGAAGACUCGAGAUGUGAGACCAGUGUACUUCUCAGACUGGGAGAAGAUCAACGCGGAGGAGGUUCGGAGAGGAGAAGCUCUGGGAAAGCCCCGGGAAAAAGUCGUGGAUGUGAGAGAGAUGCUGGACGUAGCCUGGUCCUGAUCCUGACUCAAAAAUAUUUGACUGAUUUGAUUGAGGUCAUCAAAUCUCAUCUCGUCACACUACGUAUGUGGUGAUUUUAAUUAAGGAUGAGAUUGUCUAAUGUACAUUUAUCUCGCGUCAGAUUAAACAGCAGCUUGAAAUGUU
Messenger RNA from Neoarius graeffei (lesser salmon catfish), 2031 nucleotides. RefSeq names its product ferredoxin reductase (gene fdxr). Lineage: Eukaryota; Metazoa; Chordata; Actinopteri; Siluriformes; Ariidae. The coding region runs from base 424 to 1887 and encodes 487 amino acids. Gene Ontology annotation, cellular component: mitochondrion. The transcript is spliced from 12 exons. Gene Ontology annotation, biological process: ubiquinone biosynthetic process. The record is from RefSeq and is a predicted model, not a curated record.